Messenger RNA from Scophthalmus maximus (turbot), 6061 nucleotides. RefSeq names its product potassium voltage-gated channel, subfamily H (eag-related), member 6a (gene kcnh6a). Gene Ontology annotation, biological process: regulation of heart rate by cardiac conduction; membrane repolarization during action potential; regulation of ventricular cardiac muscle cell membrane repolarization. Lineage: Eukaryota; Metazoa; Chordata; Actinopteri; Pleuronectiformes; Scophthalmidae. Gene Ontology annotation, molecular function: inward rectifier potassium channel activity. The record is from RefSeq and is a predicted model, not a curated record. Gene Ontology annotation, cellular component: membrane. The coding region runs from base 504 to 4112 and encodes 1202 amino acids. The transcript has 16 exons.
CUCGGGCGAACCGGAGCUUCUGCUCCGUCGUCCUCGUCUCACAGUGUCCGCAACUUUGAGGGACGAUGCUGCGAGAUCCUGCGCUCUGCACGUUCCUUCUUCUCCUCACCAGGCACUGACCUCUCGCCGAGUAGAGGAGCUCAACCCGCUGGAUGUGAGUUGCCUACAAUACUUUUUUUUUUUCUUCUUUUUUUUGAAUGAUGUUGCACGCGACUUUCGUCGUCUACUUUUCUCCGCAUUAGAAGCGUGCAACAUCCUGCAUCUGCUAUCGCCCUGGCAACCGCUCCUCCUCUCCAUCACUGUGCCUCAGCAGCAGCAGCGUCUCCGGGAGAAGAGAAAAUACGCGCGUGUUUACGCACGCUUUCUUCUUCUUCUUCUUCUUCUUCUUCUUUUUCCUUACCUCUUGAAAUUUCCUUUUCAAUAUUUCGUUUAUUAUUAUUAUUAUUUUUUAUUUUUUAUUGUAACGUUCAUGUGUCGGAGAAGUGUCUUCUGUCCGCACCAAGAUGCCCGUGAGACGCGGUCACGUUGCGCUCCAGAACACCUACCUGGACACCAUCAUCAGGAAAUUCGACGAGCAAAAUCGCAAGUUUGUGAUCGCCAACGCGCAGAUGAAGAACUGCGGCAUCAUCUACUGCAACGAGGGCUUCUGCCAGAUGUUCGGCUUCACCAGGGCCGAGAUCAUGCAGCAGCCGUGCACCUGCCAGUUCCUGGUGGGGCCCGGCACCAUGAAGAGCGCCCUGGCCCAGCUGGCGCAGGCCCUGCUCGGCUCGGAGGAGCGCAAGGUGGAGAUCCUGUACUACGCCAAGGGAGGGACCUGCAGACCCUGCCUGGUGGACAUUGUCCCCGUGAAGAACGAGGAGGGCCUCGUCAUCAUGUACAUCCUCGACUUCCAGGAGCUGGUCGACCCCACGCUCAAGAGGUCCGGCCUCCGGCAGCGGGUCGCCAAAGGAUGGAUUUACUGUCAGAAUCGCAGGCUGAAGAUGAGGCUGCCGGUGCUGCGCUCCAUGCGGCGGCCGUCCCUUUCCAAAGAUCAGUUUGAAGGGGUGGUGGUGGACUACCUGCAGCCGAACAGCGAGGAGGUCCCUCUGAAAGAGUUCCGGAUCCCGUCCAAGGAGAGCUGCAUGCAGUCGGAGACGGAGGCUCUGAUCGAGCGGGACCUGGAUCCUCCGUCUCCCGCGGCCCAGUCGUCCACCAAGCGGUGCUCCCUGCUGACGGACCGGCUGGACCCCGCCAACGCCUUCCCCCGGGGGAGUCUCCCCCGGAGCUGCUCCCGGGACAGCGUCCGCAGCCUCCGGCGCGCCUCGUCGCUGGACGACAUCGACGGCAUGAGACCCCCUCACGGAGACCCUCUCACGAACAGCAAUCUGAAGCCCAGCGUGCUGAACUCCACGUCCGACUCGGACCUGAUCCGACACCGGACCAUCGGCCGCAUCCCCCAGGUCACCCUCACCUUCGGCUCGGAUCGGAUGAGACCCCCCUCGCCCGCGGAGAUCGAGAUCAUCGCGCCCAGCAAGAUAAAAGACCGCACCCAGAACGUCACGGAGAAGGUCACGCAUGUCACACAGGUUUUGUCCCUCGGUGCUGACGUGCUGCCGGAGUACAAGCUCCAGGCCCCGCGCAUCCACAAAUGGACCAUCCUCCACUACAGCCCGUUCAAAGCCGUGUGGGACUGGGUCAUCCUGCUGCUGGUCAUCUACACCGCCGUCUUCACGCCGUACUCGGCCGCCUUCCUGCUCAACGAGGUGGAGGAGCAGCGGCGGAGGACCUGCGGCUACACGUGCAACCCGCUCAACGUGGUGGACCUGGUGGUGGACGUCAUGUUCAUCGUGGACAUCCUCAUCAACUUCCGGACCACCUACGUCAACCACAACGACGAGGUGGUCAGCCACCCGGGGCGCAUUGCGCAGCACUACUUCAAGGGCUGGUUCCUCAUCGACAUCGUGGCCGCCAUCCCUUUCGAUCUGCUCAUAUUCCGCUCUGGAUCGGAGGAGCCCCAGACAACUACUCUGAUUGGACUACUGAAGACGGCCAGGCUGCUGAGGCUGGUGCGAGUGGCCAGGAAGCUGGACCGCUACUCUGAGUACGGAGCUGCCGUCCUGUUCCUCCUCAUGUGCACCUUCGCCCUCAUCGCCCAUUGGCUGGCGUGCAUCUGGUACGCCAUCGGCAACGUGGAGCGCACCAGCUCGGCGCACAUCGGCGGCCUGAAGAUCGGCUGGCUGGACAACCUGGCCGACCAGAUCGGGAAACACUACAACGACAGCGACGCGGCCUCGGGCCCCUCCGUCAAGGACAAGUACGUCACGGCCCUGUACUUCACCUUCAGCAGCCUGACCAGCGUGGGCUUCGGGAACGUCUCGCCCAACACCAACCCGGAGAAGAUCUUCUCCAUCUGCGUCAUGCUCAUCGGCUCUCUGAUGUACGCCAGCAUCUUCGGCAACGUGUCGGCCAUCAUCCAGCGGCUGUACUCGGGCACGGCCCGCUACCACACCCAGAUGCUGCGGGUCAAGGAGUUCAUCCGUUUCCACCAGAUCCCCGGAGGCCUGCGACAGCGGCUGGAGGAGUACUUCCAACACGCCUGGUCCUACACCAACGGCAUCGACAUGAACGCUGUUCUGAAGGGUUUCCCCGAGUGUCUGCAGGCGGACAUCUGCCUCCAUUUGAACCGCAGCCUGCUGCAGCACUGCAAGGCCUUUCGCGGCGCCAACAAAGGCUGCCUGCGGGCGCUGGCCAUGCGAUUCAAGACCACCCACGCUCCCCCGGGUGACACCCUGGUCCACUGCGGGGACAUCCUCACCGCCGUCUACUUCAUCUCCAGAGGCUCCAUCGAGAUCCUCCGGGAAGACGUGGUGGUGGCCAUACUGGGAAAGAACGACAUCUUUGGCGAGUCCAUCAGCCUGUACGGACGACCGGGGAAGUCCAGCGCUGACGUCAGGGCUUUGACCUACUGCGACCUUCACAAGAUCCAGAGAGAAGACCUGCUGGAGGUGCUGGACAUGUAUCCCGACUUUGCUGACGUGUUCUGGAACAAUCUGGAGAUCACCUUCAACCUGAGAGAUGCAGAUAGAAUAAACCAGACGACCCCGAGCAGGGACUCUGAAUGUGGCUACCGCCGAGCGAGGCAUCGGAGAAGCUCCCUGCGGCGUAGAAACCGUCCAGACGGGAUGGACCGUGAGGAGACUUACCCCGAUAAGUCCUGCACAAUGGCAAACCACCACCGGGGCCCGACGGCAGGAUCCCACUGGGAGGACCUCUGCAGCAGCGCGAGUAUCUGCUCGCAGUCCAGCGAUGAGGAGAUGAAGCCCGCGGGCCACGGCAAAGGGGAGUUGUACGCCCACAGGGUCGACACCAGAGACUUCCCCCCCGCGGCGGUCAACCCCCUGCCUCACAGCGGACCCUCCGCUGGGAUGGGACCGCCUGUGGACCUCGGAGCACCGCCGUUCUCAGCGGCGGCGCCCAUCAGCAUGUCGGGCCUGUAUGGCUACUGGCCAGGCCACAAGACCGGCCGGUUCCCAGAAGGCCAGAGACAGUCGUCAUCGGUCAGGGCCCGUUUCCACCCGCGCUCGAGCGCGGACGACCGGCCGAGUGAGCUCCAAUCCAGACUGGAGCUGCUACAGUCUCAGUUAAACAGGCUGGAGUCACGCAUGACAGCAGAUAUCACUGUGAUCCUGCAGCUCCUCCAGCGGCAGAUGGCCCCGGUGCCUCCGGCCUACAGCGCCGUGUCCCCCAGCCCUCACCCGCCUCCCCCCGCCACCCUGUACGGCGCGGGGCCGCCCACAAUCCACGCCGUCCCCCCGGUCCAGAUCCACAGCACUGCCUCUCUGCUACAGAGUCCAGACUCUGACUUCAAGCACAAAUCCAAGGACACGCUGUCCAGCGGGAUCCAUCUCACCGUGGCAUCGGAUGACGACACCAUGUCCAUGUCGCCGGAGGCGGAGCCGCCGCGCCUGCCCUCCGUGGACCUCGCCCCUCCUCUGCUGUCGGGCAUCCGAGAGCCUACAGGACUGUUAUGUGGCAGCCAGCGCUUCCCCUCCCUCCCCGAGCACCUGGAGACCUCGGCGGCGGUGCCGGAGAUCCAGAGGCGCAUCUCCGACCCCGUCUUGCCAGGCAGCUAGAAUACACACACCGACGAAAAAGCCCUUGCCGCUUUGGACGGGAUGGCCGCGUGUUCCCCCAUGAUGGUUACUUCCCUUCUCCCUCCCUUAAAAAAAUCUUCUCUGUACUGUUCAGAUGCUGCUGAACAGUGUGGGAAAGCCUGGCCUUCCUCCGUCACUGAGGCCUCAGAGUGCCUCGUGUUUUUCGUACGGACUCAACGGUGCUGCAGCAUCCCUUCACUCCCCGAGGAAGAGAUUAAUUCCGGGCCGGCUGGGCGGGGGAAAUCUGCAACACGACCACAGAAACUUACAGUAUACACGCGUCAGACAGUCGACAGCAUCCUGGUUUCCUACGAAAGAGGAGAAAUGUCAAGGACCGCUAAUAUGUCGUCACGCGUGAAGAAUGUUCUGCAUUCACUUUGUAAACGAGUUGCACAUUUAGAGAGUAGAAAAAAAGCUUGGCACUGAAAUUAUUUUCAUAAUUUUAGAGACGCGUUAGUCACGUUAAGAGCCAUACGUGGAGUAAACUUCGUAACUUUUGAGUGUAAAAAAAAAAGUUAUAGAUUCCCUGCUGUUUUUGUGUUUGUUUAAAAAAUAUCAAAACGUAACUGUCUGGUACACUGUGGAGGAUGGUGGUUCGUGAAGGUUCAAGUCAGGGUUGGGGGGGAAAUAUGACGAGUGAAGUGUAAUUUUCAUCUCACAUUUCAUGUCUUGUGAUAUUUGAUCACGAGAGUGUGUUUUCCAACGUACACAAUCAAGCGGAGCAGACAAAGAUUUGCUUGGUUUCCCCCCCGUUUCUUUUUUUUCUGUUUCUGUAUUUUCUGUCCACAGUUUUUGUGUUUCGGUUUCACAACGGACCUGAUGAGUUUAUCUGAAAGUGACAACAUUUGACGCUUAAAACUUCCGACGGUUGUGUGGAUGGUGACUGUUAAUCACGUGCAGGCACAGAGACGUCGUCUCAUGACGUCCUCCGUUAAGAUGAUUCCACAGUUCCAACCAUGAGGUGAAUGUAACGCAUUUACAAGCAUUUAUAAUACUGUACAAUGUUUCUUGAAGCACAAACUCCUGUUAUUUACAAUAGUAUUAUUAUUUUUUCGAAUUAAAAGCUUACUGUGUUAAAUGCGGAAUUAACAUUCAGAUCAUUCAAGAAACAUUCUCAAUUACAGGUAUGAUGUACUAUACUUGGAAUAUUAAAAUUUUGGAAAUGCAGAAUACCCCAGGUUAGCGGGAAUCUAGAUGGUAUGGCCUACGAUUGAAGACCAAGAGAUCCUUUGGUCGUGACCAUUCCAACGGUAGAAGAUUAACACGACCUUUCAAACACUCAACUUCACACAAAAUGAAGCGACGCCGUUUGUUCCUAAGACAUGGAGGAAAACAAUUUAUUAGAGCAAAUUCAAUAAUAAACUUUUAUGAAAAAAGCUACAACAUGAACACUUGGCUUACCAACAAUCUCAAGUUGAUAUAUUUAUAUGUAUUUACAUUUUGCCCUGUAAUGGCAUGCUACAAGGACAUGACCCUUUAAUUAUUGAAAAAGAAAAAAGAAAAAGAAAAAAAAGAGAGGCAGACGCAGACGGAAAAGUUGUUUUGCUCCCGCUCUCGCUUCACAGCUCACUCUCUAAACACAAAAGAAAACGCAGCUUUCCAAGCACAAACUUCUACAAAUGAAAAGAAGAAGAAGAAGAAGAAGAAGAGGAUAGUCAGGGAGCUCAGAGACAACAACAUUGCUCUGGUAGGUUCUCAGUGUUGCUGUACAUGGCUGCCUCACAGCAUCGCCGUGAGGAUUUUGAAGCCUUCUCUGGUUAUGUUUUACAAUUCUUACAACGUUGCACAGGUCGCAAGUUCGAGCCUGAAAUACAAUUAUUCGUAGAGAGGAUACUGGACACAAGUGUUUUUAAAAAAAUUUAAAUUGCCACAGAGGUAAACAAGACUAUAUAAUAUACUGAUCUUGACCAGCAAUAAUAAUAAUGAGU